UUAAGAUGGGUGUGGCUAAUUGUAAAUUAGCCCCACCCGUUCAAUAUGGCGGAUAGUAAGGCUGAAGCUUCAAGUGAUGUUGGUUUUAAGAUAAUACUGAGAGACUAUCAGCGGAGAAUGGUCCAAGCUUGGAGGGACAGCAAGUUUGGAACUGAAGAGAAAUACAAAAACCUCAUUGAGAUUAGUGAAGGGGAUAUCUUUGAAGGAGCUCCAUCAGUUGACGCCAUAGUUUCUCCUGCUAAUAGUUUUGGUUUCAUGGACGGUGGUAUUGACAUGGUCUAUACAGUGUUCUUUGGAUGGCAAAUGAGUGAGAGAUUGAAGGAAGUUAUUAAGUCGGAGCACAACGGAGAACUGCUAGUGGGAAAUGCUAUUAUCAUUCCAGCCUAUUCUCCAGACACUGAUCUUGAGUCUCUUAAAAUUGAUUCCAGUAUUUGUGAAGGGAAGCCUAUCCACUACCUGAUCUCAGCCCCCACCAUGAGGGUACCCACUGAUGUGUCUGACACUAUGAACUCUUACCUGGCAUUCAGGGCAGUCCUAUUGGCAGUUAUGUCUCAUAAUAAAAGCUGUUCACAGAAAGGGGCGGAGCCAAUACGGUCUGUAAUGUGCCCAGGACUGGGUACAGCAGUAGGGAGAAUGCCUUUUGUGAGGUGUGCUGAACAAAUGGUAGCUGCAUAUGAGACUGUUGUGAGUCAGUCAUUAGUUGAAUUCAUUAGUCCUCAGUCACUAAUGGAGCCAGUUAUUAGACACAGACACUUGAUAACUGUUGGGAAGGAUAAAGCUUUGGGCAGUAAACCUUCUCCAGGGGAAAUGUUUGUACCUAAGAAUAACCGGACUGAAGACUCUGAAUCUGAUUGAACCACUUAUUAUUAUUAUUAUUGUUGUUGUAUUUUUAACAAUUUUUCUGACCUUGAGUGAUUUUAUUUGACAAAAUAUAAUAUUAUUUUAACAAUU
Messenger RNA from Amphimedon queenslandica, 951 nucleotides. RefSeq lists its product as uncharacterized. Bases 46 to 855 code for a protein of 269 amino acids. The transcript is spliced from 9 exons. Lineage: Eukaryota; Metazoa; Porifera; Demospongiae; Haplosclerida; Niphatidae. The record is from RefSeq and is a predicted model, not a curated record.